AUGGCUGCGACUCUGAUGUGCCGCCACGCAGCCUCCGUUCUCGUAAAGAUCUGGCUACCAGUUUGGCUGGCGAGCCAGAGUUCGGCCACCAGCGCCAUGCUGUUAAUGUACUCCUUGGAGGCCGUUGGGAUUUUCGUGACGAGCCGCGUCCUCGCAGGGGCAGACGAGGCUGCAGAUGCAAUGGCGCGAGGGGCCAGGCUCAGUCUGGCCGCAGGCUGCCUGGCCACCUUGGGCUGUUUGGGCUGCAGAGGCCAUGCGCUGCUAGCCGGUGUCUUGGGUGCCGCGCAUCUCAUUGCGCAGGCGAACUCGUGCAACCUUCUGCUGGCCUUCGCCAGCUGUUCCGCAGAGACCGCCGACCGCGCACGCACAUUGGCGCGGCUCAACCUCCUGAGUUUCCUCAGCGGAAGUAUUGUGCCAUCAGCCGUUGGUCUCACCGUGACCGUCCAGGCGGGCAGCUUCCACGGCGUGGGCUGCCUCCUUUGCGUAGCGUCUGCGUUGUACGCGCUGGGAGCAGCCGUUGCUCCACGCGCGGCUAGCUAG
This is a messenger RNA of Symbiodinium necroappetens, 540 nucleotides long. The record is from the annotation of a GenBank genome assembly. NCBI's taxonomy places the organism in Eukaryota, Dinophyceae, Suessiales, Symbiodiniaceae.